This is a messenger RNA of Stomoxys calcitrans (stable fly), 1052 nucleotides long. Its product is annotated as telomere-binding protein cav. The transcript has 2 exons. The record is from RefSeq and is a predicted model, not a curated record. NCBI's taxonomy places the organism in Eukaryota, Metazoa, Arthropoda, Insecta, Diptera, Muscidae. The coding region runs from base 41 to 970 and encodes 309 amino acids.
UUGAGGCGGCAAAACUAAAUUAAAAUCAACGGAAUAGGAGAUGGAUACACCAUAUUAUAACCUCGAGGAAGAACAAAUUCCAAGUGAUUUAGAUAAGGAGGUAUUGUUGAAGAUGGCCAAAAGAUUGGAACCAACUGAGGAAGACAUAAAACGUCCAAUGACUGAUGAAGAGUUAAGAGAGCUGUGCCUCAAAGUAAAAUGUCGUGUAGAAGCAUACCGUUGGAAUCCGGUGUAUGUGUAUAAAAGAUAUUUCGAAAAGAGAAACCGUUUCGCCAAUAAACCACCCCAGGAGCAAAGGUAUUUAAUGGCUAAAGCGGUGAAUCGUCACAAAGCAAAAAUGCUGUAUGACGAAGAGGAAAUCAAAAAAGAACGUCGUCAGGAAUGGAUAUUACGAAAGAAGGAUAAUUUACUAUCGCUAGAGAGUUGGGCCUAUGCUCGCGAACAUGAAAAUGACAAUGUUUCCCGCAGUUCCCAAAGUAUGGAAUUACUUGAAGUUGCGGAAUCUCCCAUGGAAGAAGAGCACUUAGAAGAGGAACAGGAAGACUUUGAAACACCCACAAUUGUUGAUAGUGAAUUCCUUAUAUCCCAAGCUGAAUCUGAAAUGUCAACAUUGGACGAUGAUGCGAAUAUAGUUAAGACACACAUUAAUUAUGAGGCACUAAAUAUGAGUGAGGCUGAUCAAAUACCCUUCGAUGAUGAUGCCAAUAUAGUUGAAACACAACUAAAUUAUGAGGCACUUAAUAUGAGGGAGGGCGAUCAAAUACCAUUAGUUAAUUCUGAGGAACUUCGUGAGCGAGGCCUUAAUAAGUCUAUGUGUCAAAUGUUCAAUGCCAACACAGAAUCAAUGACCAUUUGUGAUUCCGAAGUAUUAACACAGGACGCACAAUCUCAAGAUGUUCUAAGUAAUAAUUAUGAAGAAUUUGAUGGUGGUGUACCAUUGACUUCAACUCAAUCCCAGGAUAAAAUUUAAAUUAAUUUUUUAAUGUUUAAAGUGUGAAUUAAAAUGUUAAGUUUUUGUUUUUGUUAAGCGUUUAAAGUUAAGAGUGUUUCAA